Messenger RNA from Chrysoperla carnea, 3485 nucleotides. RefSeq lists its product as uncharacterized. The record is from RefSeq and is a predicted model, not a curated record. Gene Ontology annotation, biological process: regulation of mitochondrial mRNA stability. The coding region runs from base 24 to 3485 and encodes 1153 amino acids. The transcript is spliced from 10 exons. NCBI's taxonomy places the organism in Eukaryota, Metazoa, Arthropoda, Insecta, Neuroptera, Chrysopidae.
CGAUUUUAGUACAGUAAUUGAAAAUGUGUUCGAGAAAUAGAGCUAUGACUGAUGAUGAGUUAAUAAGAAUACUUGAAGAAGAUAUUCCAUUCGAUUUAUCUGAACAAACCGAUGAAGAGGAUGAUUUUGAACAGGAGGAGGAUAAUAAUACUGAUCACUUUACGGAUGUUUUUGAAAGAAAUUUAGAUAACAUGUUUAAUGAAGACGAAGAAUUAGAUAUUGAAAUGGGACCUGCGGUACCAUCUACAUUACAAGAUAUUACAAAUAUUUUACAUGAAUGCAGGACUUGGAAAAAAAUUGAAGAAGAUAAGAAUAUUGGUCCUUAUUAUUUGCCAGAAGGUGUAAAUUUAGACGAAAUUUCCGAUUGUGAGACACCCACUGAUUUUUUUAUAAAGGUAAUGGGUCCUGCAAUAAAACACAUAACUUUCCAAUCGAAUUUAUAUGCCACCCAAAAAAAUAAAAACUUAAAACUUACCGAAGAUGAACUUUUAUCGUUCUUUGCAUUGAAUUUUUUUAUGGGGUAUCACCAAUUACCUUCCAUUAAAAAUUAUUGGUCAACCGAUAAAGAUUAUGACGUUCCAGAGCUGGCUGUAGAUGAAGCCAUGAUCCUUUUCAAAGGAAGAUCCACGAUUAAACAAUAUAAUCCAAUGAAACCUGUGAAAAGAGGUUAUAAGUUAUGGAUCUUGGCGGAUAAAUGUGGAUUCGUAAAGAAAUUCGAUGUAUAUCAAGGGAAAACCGGUCAAGUUGACAAAAAAUUUGAAAAUUACAAUUUAGGUGAACGCGUUGUGUUAGAAAUGACUGAAGAGCAUUGGGGGAAACAAAAAAUUAUUUAUUUCGAUAAUUUCUUCACAUCGUUACGAUUGUUGGAAAAAUUGAAAGUUGAAGGAACUUUCGCCUGCGGCACUAUACGACAAAAUAGAAAAGGUAUUCCUCCUACCAUUAAUGAUAAGCACAUGAAAAGAGGCGAUUUCGAUCACAAGACAAGUAACACAGGCAUUACAUUCUGUAAAUGGAUGGAUAAUCGACCAGUUCUCUUGGCCUCAAAUUAUAAUGGUAGUAAAGAAACUACAGUAGAAAGAAGAGAUAAAAAAGGGGAAAAACAUCCAAUAAAGUGUCCCGAAGUAAUAUGCGAUUAUGGAAAAUUUAUGGGUGGUGUCGAUCGAGCCGAUCAUCUACGCAGUUUAUAUAAUUUAGACAGAAGAUCUAAGAAAUGGUGGCACCGUUUACUUUUUGGAAUGAUAGAAAUUUCUUUGAUAAAUGCAUAUAUAAUUUAUUGCCAAGCUCGAACUAAAAUGAGCGUGUUGGAGUUUCGUAGAGCUGUCACAAAUGGACUAGCAGUAAAAGGUGCUACUUUACCUUCUACAUCAAGAUUGUCAAAUUCACGCAUCAGCUAUGGUAAUCGUCCGCAAAAGAGAAAAUAUAAUUAUUCGGUAUCUCAAGACUUACGACUAAGUAAUAGAGGUGCUCAUUGGGCACGAUUUGGGAAUCAAAGAGGAAGUUCUAGUCACUCAUUUGGUAGCGCUAGUAUGUAUCUCAAAUUCAGAAAUUCAAACCAUUUCAAUAAUCUAUCCAGUUAUAUAAAGAUCAGUGUAAGACAAUUACCUAAAGUUUGUUUCCAACAAAAAUUUCAUUUACUUAAACCAAGAAAUCAAAUUCACCUCAACUGCCAGCGCAACUUUAAAACUUUUAUUGAUAAAGAAAAUUUACACGCUUAUGAAAUUAUUAAAAGCUCAAAUAUUUUAUUAGAAAAUUACAAAACUGAAUCGAAAGUUGAAUUAAAUGAUGAUCUUAAUUCAAUUUUACUCAAUACAAAUUGGAAAUCAUUAUCGCCCACAGAUCUAACGCAAAAAUUUGUUGAAAUUGCCGAUCAUGCCGCAAUUAAUAACGUUUGUAUAUCAAAUAAAAUUUUUGAUUCAUUAAUUGAUGAAAUUAUAAGAGAAUGUCGUCAAUUAUCUGACGAAAAUGUAUAUGAAUUAUUAAAAUCUUUACGAAAAUGGCCGGAAACCGAAUCAAUAAAGAGUAAUAAUUUUGGUGAUUUAUGGAGUGCAUUAGAUGAUAUGUGUUUAGAACGAUACAAAAAUUGGGAAACUGAUAAAUUAUUUAAAUAUGCUGAGCUCUGGUAUAAGUUAAAUUUAAGCAAAGUAUCAGAAUAUAUGGGCGAAUGUAUAGAUCGAAUUGCACGAAAACCAAAUAAAUUGACAUCGAAGCAAUUAGUUGAAUUAAUGUUUUAUGUAAAUGUACUUCGACGACCAUUAUCGAAUAUGAUCGAUUUUGAAUAUAAAAUUAUGCAAAUUAUGGAUGAAUUAAGUGUAGAUGAAGUGGCAGUAAUUUGUAUGGCUUUUUUUAAAACACAAACUUCAAUCAAAGAUUCAAGAAUUUUAGCAGAAAUUAUACAGAAAGUUCGGAAUAAUGCUGAUACUAUCCAUGAAAUUAGUUUGUGUGCUAUUAUGAAGACAAUUCGUUAUUCACGACAUUUAAAUAUUGUUGAUCAAAUAAAUUGUAUGUUAACCGAUUUAGUCAAACAAAUUGAUCGAGUAUCAUUAUUAAGUUGUAUUCAUAUUGGAUUAAUUGGAACAAUAUCACAUUUAUAUCAUGAAGAAAUUAUUACAAAAAUUGCUGAUAAAUUUUUUAAAAAUAUACAAAAUGCACGAUUAAAGGAUAUUGAACGAAUAAUUUUUAUAAUGACUUUAUACAAUUAUCGACCAAACUAUAUAGAAAAUUUUUAUGGCACCAUUAUUCAAGAGUUACGUAAACGUGAUCCAGAAAUUGAAAAAUAUCCAAGAUGUUUAAUAUCAUCCGUACAUUAUUUAAGUAUAAUGCAAUUAUAUCCUGAAGAUUUGAUACGACGUGUACUCAAACCUGAAUUUUUAAGCCAUACUUAUGGGAAAGCUGUAAUUGGACGAGAAGUAUUCAACUUAGAUACGUGUCUAAAAAUUGAUAUCCCUGAUUAUGAGGGUGAUUGUUUAAGCGAUGAAAAACGAUUGUCUUUAUCCAAACGAUAUACAAAGUGGCCACCAGUUAAGGGUCGUUCAAUGCCCUUAACAGAUAAAGUUAUGUUAGAAGUAAUAGAUAGUUUAACUGAUUUAUUCAAUGGUAAUCAAUAUUUGGAAAUUAAUCAUGUUCUACCGCAUUUUGAACGAGCUGACAUAAUAUUUGGAUUAGAUCGACAAACUCAAAAGCCAAUCGAUGUUAGAAAUGCAUUUUCAAUUUAUAAAUUAAGUGAUAUUAAAAACCCACUGAAAAUGGAAAAGGAAGUGGAUUGGUAUGCAAUGGUUAUCGGUGGUUGGAAUCAUUUUAUCCGUGGUAGUAAUCAACCAACUGGUCCGAUUGGAAUGAAAAUUCGGCAACUGGAAAAAAUUGGGUAUCAUUCUAUAUUGGUGGAUUAUUCCGAAUGGCGCGCUCUAAUGUCACCAGAAUUAAAACACAAAUAUUUAAAAAAUUUAAUUCGACAUAAAUGUACAAAUAUGUAUGAACAAAAGUUGUAG